Bursaphelenchus okinawaensis is the source of this 8696-nucleotide messenger RNA. The record is from the annotation of a GenBank genome assembly. NCBI's taxonomy places the organism in Eukaryota, Metazoa, Nematoda, Chromadorea, Rhabditida, Aphelenchoididae.
AUGCUUUUUGGUGGACUAGCUGACUCUCGUUGCCCACACUGCCAGCAACGAAAUAAGCGACACAGGAAUAAAAAGCCGUGCCGCUACUGUGACCAUAAAGGCUGUUUCUAUAUCUCCCCAACUCCACGUUCGUUUACAGACGAUUCUUGUCGAACCACAUCCCAUUCUUCACCCAGACCUCAUUCUCUGUCACCCACUGUCCUUUUCCCUAGAGCCGAUUCACCGCAGUGGACUGAAACAUGUGAGUAGAAGGGUGCUGUUCGUUUGUAUUCUGAAUCCUCUGAUACCGUCUUUUCGUUGUAGACCCGCGAUCCGCGAGCGUAGUCCAACGGCCGUUAGAACCGGGUCAUUGGCAAAUCCUUGGAUCGGGAGCGUUAAUCAAACCCUUGGAUCGAAGUCAAACCUUUGAAACACUUCUCAACCCUUACAGUAACCUUAAUCAAGAUCUUCGCGAAGCUAGACUGAUAGGUGCGAUUUUUUGUUUUUUUUUGACGUGAAACUUGUGUUCUUAACAACAAAAGUAAACAAACGAAUGACCCUUUCUUUUUAGCUGGGAUCAUGGAUGAUCCGACAACUGAACAUACCACUGGUAGCACGGUCAUAAACACCAACCUGACCACAACCGAUACUACCCAUAGAACCCCUGACAGCCCGUCUAUGAAUGAUUUCUUUUGGUACGUUUCUAAUUUGAUUAUUUUAUCAUUAGUAAAAGAUUCUGUAUCACCUUUGAAAGACACAUGUUAAACAAUUUAACAAUUGUUCAGGGAUCCUGUUGGAGACACGAACUACGCAUCCGACACCUUCGACAGCGAUCUGUACGACUACGAAGACAAUCGCAGCAAUGCCAGAUUAGGGCGAACACAAGAAGAUCUGCACAAGUACAAACAAAGGAUCGACGCCAACGUAGAGCAUCAACGUGAAUAUUCCGAGAUUAUGAAUGCUAUGCAUCAAAAAGUAAGUAUUACUGUAAUUAAUUAUGCCCAAUGAAUUGUGACACGCAAUGUUAAUAAACUUAUUAUUAUUACAGCUCCAAGAAUACCGAAAACACAUAGCCAAAUUGGAGAGUAAAAUCACAAACAAGCCUAUCAGUACCAGUGAUGAUACCACCUUCUUCCCACUCGGAAAAGGAAGCUACUUAGACGCGUAUGGAGCCGGUGGUAUCGCUCCCAAUGUCAACAUCAGCACUGACGUUUGGGCUGGCGGAGCCGGCGGAGGCUUUGGCGGAGGUCGAAUCGCCGGUGACAGUAAUCAAAACUUUGAUAUUGUCAUCAAACUGGACGAAGAACGAAGACGUGCUGAUGACUUUAGGAUGCAGCUAGAGAAUGAAAGACAAAACAACGAACAACUACAAGUAGAGAUCGAGAGAAUCCGCAGGGAAUACGAGAGAGAUGCCAAGGAAAAAGAACGCAGAUAUAGCAAUAGGGAAAGAGUAAGCCUUAAUUAAGUUUUUUUUCUCAAAAACAUUUCCCUUUAAAUUGCUACCAUCUAAAUUUCAAUUACUUCAGAAUCUCGCACAGUAUCUCAGCGAUGAGCAAAAGAAGAUGCUCGACCUUUGGACCGAACUCCAAAGAGUCCGCAAACAGUUCAGUCAACUAAAACAUCAGACGGAAGAAGACUUGGAAAACCAAAAACGAGAGUUCACAAAGAUCUUUAAGAACAUUCAGAACUUCUCCCGAGGCGUAGGAGGCCCAGAAGCAUUGACCUCAAGCUUCCACCUUGGCGGAGGUGAUGGCCUUGGUGGAACCACUUACAACUUAGACUCUGUCAUCCAAGAGACUAUUAGACGAGUAAACAACAGAGGUGGUACUUCACCGUACAUAGCCGACCUAGACUUACUGGCCAGACUUCGCAAAGGAGUCGAGAACAAAGACGACAACACCGAACUCUACAAUGAGUUGAUGAAGAAGUACGAAGAAGCCAUUGAGAGAAACAUCGAAAUAGAGUCAAAAGGCGAUGCCAACGUCAGAAAGGUCAGUGACUUAGAAUCUGAACUUCGACGUACUCGUGAUCGACUUAACGAAGCUCAGGGAGCCAUCAAGAAGAUCCACGGGAUCGCCAUAAACAGUGAUCGCAACUCUGAAAGUACCAAGAGAGCUAGAUCACUCUCACCAGCAGACACCGUCGUUCAACCAGCUGAAGCCAUCAGAGCCGUUAGAAACAUCCUCAGAGAGAAAGACAAUGAGCUACAAAGACUUGAACAAAAGGUAAAAGCGGCCGAAAAGCAAGCAAACGAAUUCGUUACCAAGUUCGAAACGGCAGAUGAAGCUCGCAGACGCCUUGACAAGUACCUGGCUGAUGCAAAGAGAGAUGUCACCAAUCUCCAAAAGCAUCUUGACAACUCUGAAAGACAAAAAAGGCGAUUUGAAGACCGUGUGAGAGCUGUAGAAGUCGAAAAGAAUGCGGCCGAAAAAGCUAGAGCCUAUCUGGAGGAUGAGUUGAAACGACUUCAACAGUAAGUGCAACACAAAAAAUUCCUUACUAAAAAACUAAAAUGUCUUUGGCUACAUCAUUUAUAUUCUUGUUCUAUUUUUGACCUCCUUCGUAGUUUUAAAAGUUUAACUAUUUACUUAAAUUCAGAAUCUUCCAAAAGAAUACCACAGACGAUGCACGCAAGGCUCGCGAAGAAGCCGAAGAGUUUGCAUCAAACAUGGAACAAGACUACAAAAACAGAAUAGCAGAACUUACCAGUCGAAUCGACUCCUUGAUGAAGGACAACACUCGUCUCAAAGCCGAGAUCAGUCCAAUCAAAGACAAGUACAGAGACUUGGAGAACGAGUACAACUCUCUGUUGCGUCGACUCGAAGAGAAAGGUAACAUUAUCGUAGAAAGCUUCCUUUUUGGAAAAACAAAACAUGAAAUUUCAAAAAAUUAUUAGUUUUUACAACGAUAUUUCACAAAUUUAUCGAGUUUGACGAAACGCCACACUUCUUAACUUCUUAUCGACUUUUAAAGGAAUUCUAAAUUUGACAGAUUUUUGUUUACUAGGGAAAGAGCGAUACUUUUCGGAUAUCUAGACAUUUCUUACGACACAAAUAUUGUGAAUUUUAGACUCACAACUAAAAUACACAGAAGAACAAAAGGUAAAGGUUAUCAAGGACAUUGACAACCUCAGAAACCAAUAUGACUUGUCGAGAAGUGAAAUCGAGAAGUUCUCCAAUGAUAAUGAGCUGCUGAUCAAGAAGAUCAGCGUUCUUGAACAACAAAACAAAGAGUUGAAACAGCAACGAGACGAGAUCAGGUAAAUUUAUAUUAAUUUAGGGUAAUGAUAUCAAUAUUCAGGUAACAAAUCAUUUAAGCAAAUUAUUUUGGCAUAAAUAUAUAUUUGCAGUAAACAACGUGAUGAACUGUCUCGCCAACUCUUUGACAUUAAACAUACCAUGGAAACCGAAAAGACCAAAGGCACAAACGUUGAACAGAAUGUCCAAUCAAUGACUGAUGAGAUCGACAAGCUCAAGAGUCAAGUUGGAGAUUACGAGAACCAGAUCGUCAUUCUGAGAAGACACAAUGAUGAUCUUGACACGCAACUCAAGACUUCCCAAUCCAAGCAGGGAGUUAUCGAGAAUGAUGUCCAGACCAAGAUUAAGGAAAUCACCACGUUAAAUGAACUGAAUCAACGGCUACAGAAGGAAAAACAAGAGAUCUUGGAGUAAGUUCUUUCACGUUACUUUAGUUUCUGUUACACACAACCUAUUUUUCAAUAAGUGAUUUUUCAAAAAGUAUGGAGUAACUGGUACUACAACUAUCUAUUACAGUGCCAAACACAAACAAGAACAAGACUUGGAAACCUUCAAAGACAGAAUCCGAAAAUUGGAAACAGAGAUCGAGAAGUUGAAGAAAGAAAACGAUGAGUUGGCCAAGAAGGAAGCGAGAGCUCAAGAAGGUAUGGCACAGCAAAUGAAGCGGGCCAACAACUUACAAUUAGAUCUGCAAGAUGCUCGUCAGAAGAUCAAGGAACUCGAAAGUACGUUUUUGUCAAAUUUUUGUCGCAAAGUUACUUUUGUAAGAGGUAUUGAAUAUUGUGUAGUUUAUAACACUAGUACUUUAAAUUUAAUUUUUAGAUAAAUUAGCUCGCCUGGAGAAGGACUACAAGGACAGGCUGAAGAACUGGCAGAGAAACCGCCAAUCGACCAAAUCCACAGACUUCGGUGGUACCAGUGUUGAUUCUUCGACCACUGGAGGUGGUCAAACGGUUGUUGGAGAUCCUGGUGACCUUACUGAUGAAAUGCUGACCGGUGGAGGUAGAGGCGGAAGGUCUACUGAUGACCCGAGUGGUGGCGGAGGUGGUGGUACAACUACUACCAAUGUUGACAACACUUACAUUACUAAAUACGGCGGACUUGGAGAUCCAUCGUACUUAGAUCCUGAGAUUGUAGAAAGCAGGAUCAAGGACAUUAAUGACAAGUGGAAGAUCGAGGUGGAGAAGAUCGAAAACGAGAAAGAUUCUCUGGAGGCUAGAAUCAGAGAGUUGGAGGAUCAGAUCGCUCAAUUCAAUCGUGGAGAAGAACGAGAGAAGAACGACUUUGUAGACCAGCAAAGAAAGCUUCAGAAUGAGAUCGACCGACUUAAGGCUGAGAUACAAAAAAUCAAUGAUAAGCAUCAGAACGAACUCGAGGAGGAGAAGGAGGUCUAUCACAAAGUAAGUGAUCAGAAUUCGUAUUUUUCGAAUAAAAAUAAAAUAUAAUCACAACAUAAUUUAAACCAUUUUUCAAAAUAAUUUUUCAGAACAUUGAUGUCAGCCGAAAGAGCGAAUCCGAGCUUUUGGACAAGAUCAACAAACUCGAACAAGAAAAAGCAGAUCUUCUAAACCAACAGAAUGAGUACGACCGUGAACGUCGUGAAUACGAUGAGAAACUCACUACACUAGCCACUAAUAACCAGAAACUGAAGGAUGACAUCGAGGACAUUCGAACUGAAACAGAAAAAGAAGUUCAAACGUGGAAGACUGACGCCUAUUCUGCCAGGUCCGAGGUCAAGUCGUUGGAGACUACUUUGGCUGGUUUGAAGACCCAGUUGGCUGCGGCUACUGAACGGUCCGAGAUUUUGAACAAAACCGUCAACGAUCACGUCUCCAAGAUCAGAGACUUGACCUCGCAGAUCAGAAAGCUCGAAGAAGAGCUCACAGAUGCCAAAUCGAAUGCUCAUGCUAAAGAAGUGGAGCUCGACUCAUCCCAAGCAAGAAUCCGCCAAAUCGAAGACCAAUUGGCCGCUCUUCAGGCUGAAAACAACAGAACUCGAGGAGAAUUUGGAGAUAUUAACAGGGAAUACUCUAACGUCGUCAUUAUCAGAGAUGACCUGCAGAAGGAGAACGAGAAGAUUAGUCGUCGCAACAAGGAAUUGGAGACCAUCCUGAAGGAGUCACGGAACAGUACGGAUCAUCUGAAGAACGAGCACAUCCGUCUCCAGAACAUACUCCGUGAAAAGACGAAACAGCUGGAUCAUCUUCAACAGCUAUCAUCUCAGUUCGAGAACAAGAUGAACAAGCUUCGCAACGAACUUCAAGAUACUUCAUCUAAACUGAUUGCGUCUGAUAACGAAAGGAACAGUCUUCGUACUGAAAUCACUCGUCUACAACAAGAACUGGCUUUUGGAGAAGAACAGAUGCGACGAAAGACUGAUGAGUACCAGACAGCUAUCGAAGACUGGACUAACGCCCAUCGACAAGCUGAAGAUGCCAGAGUUAACGCGAUUCAAGAACUGGAGACACGAAAGUACGAGUUGAGUGAUCUACAAUCUCGCCUGGACAGUACUGACCAGCGCUUGGUGUACCUCCAACAAGAGUACGUUAAGGCCGAUAAUGAGAGAGAUGCCCUGAGGGAGAGUUUGAGAAGGUUCCAGAACAGCAUCAGCCGUGUCAUCAACAUCAACAGAUUCACCAACAUUCUGGAUGGUGUAAGUAUUUACUUAAAGGACCAGUUCGCCCAUUCAAAUAUCAUUGGCAUUCUGUCGCAAAAAGCGUCGAAAAUCAGGCAAUUUCAAUCAAAAUCAUUUUUCUCAAAAAACGUGAGUGGGUCGGUGUCAAAAUGAAUUUUCCAAUUUGGGACCGACCUGCUCAGGUUUUUUGCGAAAAAAAUAACGACGAAUUUUUGCGACAGAAUGCCAAUGAUAUUUGAAUGAGCGAACUGGUCCUUUAAAGAUGUUUUUGUGAUUUAUCUUUUACUAUAACAUUGAUGUGUCAUAAAAUUGCAUGAAUGACCUUAUAUAUUUUAGGACAUAACUGGAAUCCCAGUAGACUCUGGAAUUGGUGGAGGUGCUUCUGGUGCUGCCGGCGGCGCCUAUGGUACCAACGUCGCGACUACAGAUGGUUCUAACGUUGACCCAAGCGGAGACUUGACUGAUGACGUCAUGUUCAAGUCUACGCCAUUGCCAUCAGGACCUGGAGGUGUCGAUGGAGAUGGCGGCGAUCCGUCUGGAGCACAUGGCGGGAUCGGUGGAGGGACAACCAUCAACAUCGCCACCAUCGACAGCACUUUGCAAAACUUUGUAUCUCGUAUCGACAAGUUGCAAAGAGAACGCGUAAGUACAAUAUUAUUUACUUAAAACUAAAAAUUAAAGAUUAAAAAUGUUCAUUAUAAUGCCGAAACUUUUUUAGGACGAAUAUCGUGAAGAGCUCAAUCGUCUCAAGCAAAAGACGAACCAAGCCCACACUACGAUAAAUAAGCGUGAAACCCACUACAAAACCAUCGAAGAGAACCUGACCGAGGUCGAGGAUGACAAGAGGACCUUGGAAGUGCACCUAGCUCAAGCCAAACAACUCAUCAGAUCACAGGAAGAAGCUAUCAAGCAGCGAGACGAAGAACGUCGUCAAAUCAAGUCCAAGCUGACCGCUUCCGAACUCCAAGCCCGAGGCAAAGAAGCUCAGAUCAGACACAUGAACGAGCAACUCCACAACCUCAGAACUGACCUUACCAACGCUCACGAAGAGUUGAGAUCCCUUCGUGACAAAGACGAAUCUCUCGAAUCCGGUCGUUAUCAACUGGAAAGCAAACUUCGUGACCAUGAAAGCGAACUUCAGAAGUUGUCAAUCAGAAUCACCAACUACGAAUCUGAGAAGCAGAACCUCACGGAACGUGUAAAGGAACUCGAAGGACAACUCAAGUUAAGCGAGAUCAAGAACUCUGAUCUGCGUGACGACACCGAGAAACUCCGUAGGGAUCUUCUGAAGGCAGAGGCUACAGAAGCCGACCUUAAGAAGUCUUUGGAUCAGUACUACAGAAAUAGUGCUGACGUUCAGACACUGAGAGAUCAACUAACACGACUUCACAGUGAACUCAACGAUGCCAACAACAAGAGACAGAGCCUGGAGACGGAGCUAGUCAGUUCACGGUCUGAACUGCGAGAUUACAAACAGAGGAAUCUGGACUUCAACGGAAGAAUCGGAGAUCUCCAACGUCAACUACAAGAUGCCAAUCUCGAGAAGAACAGAGCCGAGAACAGAUUGAUUGAUAUGGAGAAGGUAUGUUUUACAGUAGUAAUUUAUAUUGUCCAUUCUUAGUGUUAACUCGUUAAUCACCGUGAUACACUAUCCUUAAAGCAAGCUGUACCUUUAUUUAUUCUUCAAACUUUCAGACCUUGGCUACACAACGUGUAACUGAGACAGACCUAAAACAACAGUUCGAACUUCUGAAAACGGAAAAGAAGUCGGUUACAAAGGAAUUCGAGGAAGUCAAGACUAGGUUGUCACAACUUGAGUCCGAACGAACAUCUCUCAUCCGAGUACAAGAUUCUUGGAAACGAGAGAAACAGGCGUUGAUCAAGAAGAUUGAACACGUGAGUUCUUACAUUAAUUGAAAGUCGAUUAGAAACCAAACUAACCCUAAUACUUUUCUGUAUAACACUUAAAUAUGCCUCAUCACAACCGUUUCUUAUUGGUUUGCUUCAGCUGGAAGGCGAAAAACGCCGUACUGAUGCUGCCAUUAGAGAAACUGCCCUUCAACGUGAAGCCAUCGAAAAGUCUUUGAAUGCCAUGGAACGCGAGAACCGUGAAUUGUACAAGAAUUGUGCCCAACUACAACAACAAAUCGCCCAACUCGAGAUGGACAACGGAGCUCGCAUCAUCGAGUUGACUAAGAAGUCGCGUGAGGAACAAGAGCGACAGGCCAUCAAGAUCAAAACAGAGAAACAACAGAUCGAACGACUGAUCGAGAGCCGUGACAGAACGGCACGUCAGAGAAUUCAACAACUCGAAGCUCAGAUUCAGAGUCUUCGUGAUCAACUCGAGAACGAACGACGUCGCCGACGUGACUUGACUGACCGUCAAAUGGUUGGUGACAUGGGCAGAUUCGGAGGAAACUACUUCGGCCUCCCCACCGUCCACACUCGAGUUGGCGUUAACGGCUUCAGCUCCGUUGGACCUACUUACCCACCCGUCGAGAAUAUUGAUAGUACUAGGUAAGAUAUCUUUAAAGACAUAUGUUGCUUAUAAAAUACGUUCUUCAUCUCCCUUGUUUAGAUAUAUACGAUCCACAUUCGCUUCGAAUCCGUUGACUCCGCCGCGCGGAGCGUCGACACCGACCCGCUCCCAACUGCUUACCUCCGCACACGAUGAGAGUUCGUCUUCGCUAGCUCGCGAGCAUGGCUUCGAUCAGGAACGUCACGAGCCACGGACUUCCUUGGACGACACACUGCCUCAACUAUCGCAUACACGUGGGCUUUAAUUCCAGCCGCCUAAACUUUUAUUGAUUUCAGCCAGAAUUUGA